Messenger RNA from Oncorhynchus kisutch (coho salmon), 4508 nucleotides. Its product is annotated as zinc finger protein 239-like. Gene Ontology annotation, cellular component: nucleoplasm. Gene Ontology annotation, molecular function: DNA-binding transcription repressor activity, RNA polymerase II-specific; RNA polymerase II cis-regulatory region sequence-specific DNA binding. Bases 235 to 1389 code for a protein of 384 amino acids. The record is from RefSeq and is a predicted model, not a curated record. Gene Ontology annotation, biological process: regulation of transcription by RNA polymerase II. NCBI's taxonomy places the organism in Eukaryota, Metazoa, Chordata, Actinopteri, Salmoniformes, Salmonidae. The transcript has 2 exons.
GUGACGUAUAAUCUAGUUGACGGGGACGGGACACUUCAACAACAGUUAUCCACCACUCCGAAAUAUUCAAGGUCUUUAUAAUAUUUCGGUGUAUAUUAGCCAUUGUGUUAUAAACACACGUCUACCAGUUACCCAAUUUAAUUUCAUAUUUACGUUGUUCGCUAGCUGGUUGGUUAAAUUUGCCUAUCACUAGUCUAAUCGCUAAUGCUAACUAGCUAGCUAACUUCCUCGACCAUGAGCGCACUAAGAUACUGCCCCCAUACUAAAGAGGAGGUCGGAUGGACGGAAAACGGAGAAGAGAAGAAGGAAGAGGAUGAUGUCGCUGUUAAAAUAGAAGUAGAGCAUGGGGCUGUUACUGUGAAAGAAGAAGAGAUGGACGUUAGAGUGAAUGAAGACAAAGGAGAGUUCAGAGUGAAAGAGGAGGGGGAUGUUACCAAAGAUAUUUAUAUCUGUGAUGUAAAGGAAGAGGAGGAAGAGGAGGAGGAUGCAGUUUUUGGAGUGGAGGGAGAGAUAACUGUCACAUUGAAAGAAGAAGAAGGGGAGACAGGAGAUCUGAUUAACACCAGAGAAAGACCACACUCUCACAACAGGAAGAGUCCAUCAGGUGAACCAGACCCAGAGAUGCCAAAUCCAGCCAGACGACACCACUGCUCCCAGUGUGGAAAGCAUUUUACCAAGUUACAGAACCUAAAACAGCAUGAGAGGACACACAAAGGAGAAAAGCCCUUCCAAUGCUCCCAGUGUGGAAAGGGUUUUAACCGGUUAGGGAGCCUGAAAGAACAUACAAUAAUACACUCAGGAAAGAAGCCUCACCACUGCUCCCAGUGUGGAAAGAGUUUUAACCGGUUAGGGAACCUGAAAAAGCAUGAGAGAAUACAUUCUGGAGUGAAGCCUUACCAGUGUUCCUAUUGUGGAAAGAAUUUUACUCAGUUAGAGAACCUGAAGGAACAUGAAAGGACACAUACAGGGGAGAAACCCCACCAUUGCUCUCAGUGUGGAAAGGCUUUUACCACGUCACGAAACCUUAAAGAGCAUAAGACAAAACACACAGGAGAAAAGCCUUUCCACUGCUCCCUGUGUGGAAAGAAUUUUACCCAUUUAGGGAACCUGAAGAAACAUGAGAGAAUACAUUCUGGAGAUAAACCGUACCCCUGUUCCCACUGUGGAAGGAGUUUUAGGUGGUUAGGAACCUUAAAGCAACAUGAGAGAAUACACACGGGAGAGAAGCCUUUCCAAUGUUCCCAGUGUGGAAAGGGUUUUACCCAGUUAGGUAACCUAAAAGCUCAUGAGAGGACACACUCAGGAGAAAAGCCUUUCCAAUGUUCCCAGUGUGGAAAGAGUUUUACUGUGUUUGUGAGCCUAAAAGAGCAUAAGAGAAUACACACAUGAGAGAAGCCCUACCACUGCUCCCACUGUGGCAAGAGUUUUAGGGGGUUAGGGAACCAGAAAAAACACGAGAGGACACACACAGGAGAAAAGCCUUACUAAUUUUCUCAAUGUGGAAAGAGUUAUAACCAGUUAAGCACCUGAAAGCACCUGAAAUAAAACAUUUAGGUGUGAAGCCUUUCCACUGCUCCCAUUUUAGUUCCAGGGCUAUGAUUUCCGCAUAUUUACAAUUUCUGACAUUUGGCCCAUAGACUGGUCUGUAACUUGAAGAGGGUGGAGCUUUUGGUUCCGGUUUCGAUCCCAGUUCUAUCUCGUCUCUUAACACGUAUGGAUCCAGAACUUCAUCAAGUGUUACCAACCCAGUAACUAACUCAUGGAUUUUGUUGCACUCGCUUUGUCUAAGGGGUGCUAAAGCCUAGCCACCGUGCUUCUACACCUGCAUUGCUUGCUGUUUGGGGUUUUAGGCUGGGUUUCUGUACAGCACUUUGAGAUAUCAGCUGAUGUAUGAAGGGCUAUAUAAGAAUGUAUGCAUUUAUGUGAGAAAUCAGUUCAUGGACCUAGGUGUUGAAUUCCCAGGGAGAAGGCAACCUUACCUCGGUCCAGGACCUUGACCUCUUGACCUCUUGGUCGGCCAGUCCAAGACGACUAUUAUUUGUUUAGAUGGUGACGAAACAUAUAAAUAUACCAAAAUCAUCAUCAGCAAAGUCUUCAUCAGCCUCACAAUCAUCAUCCCCAUGACAACCAAGGACAAUGAUAGCAGUUCCAGAUCAGACUAGCCUACGUCCUCCUCUUCCCUGUGUUCAAAGGGCCGUACGGUUAAAGAAGUGUUUGUACCAGCUGGUCAUGACAGUGGGAAGUCCAUCCUGUCUGACCCUUUUUACACCAGGGGUUCUUAAACCUUGUUCAGCCUGGGACCCAAAUUUUAAAAAAAUGCUGUGUUUUCCUGGGACCUAAGCUUAUUAAAAUAUGCAACUAUGUGUAAAAUAUUGGUUGAUUUCAUUGCCCUUUAUGCCUAAAACAAAUGUAAUAUAAACAAAAACAUAUAACAAUGAUAUGAAAUACCCAUAAAAAGACUAAUCAUGUUUAUUCUUUAAAAACAAAUCGUACAUAUCUGUCUAGGUUGGACCCAUUGCUGUUCAAAUACAAUAAAUAAUUUUCAUUCUGAACUGGGAGUAAACUGAUUGAUCACAGAUGUAGAAUAGAACACACACACACACACGGGCUCAGUUUUUGAUAGUGCAACCCUAAGUAACAGUACAGAUGAAAAAUGAUCAGGCCUACCGUAAAACUUACUGUGGAAAGUAUUGUUGAAAAAAAAAAGUAUUCAGUAGGAACUGUUUCUGUUAAAAUACAAUCACUAUUCGUAUUAUUCUGAACUGGAAUAAACUGAUCAAACCACACAGGUUGAUGUUUUCAACAAGGAUGUCUAUUCUGGACUCCGGUUUUGACAGGGCAACACGGAGGUCAUGCUCAGCAUUGAGUCACAGGAGAGGCCUUGGGGGUGGGGGGGCAGAAAUGUGUACGUUCAUGUGCCUUAAUAACAGACUUGUAUGCCAUCUGUAAAUACCAAUACAAUGGUUAAACUACGAGCCUAGUUGGUUUAGCCAACGGAAAAAGACAGGAACCUUCCCUCCUCUAGCCACGAUUGGCUGAGAUAAAUGAUGGGCUGGACAUUCCCGAGAGAUGAGUUUGGAUUGGUCUGCCAUGUAGCUUCUGUCUAUAACAUGAGCUGCUCACUAUCUUUUUGAAUGUUUCUUAUUUCCUCUCAUGUUAUUCCACUGAGGCCGAUACGUAAAGCUUAAUAAAGAGCAGAGUUUAUUAUUACUUUCUCCAUUGAAACAAAAGAUCAGCUCAGAUGUGCAAGUGCCUUUUGAAGUUGUGAUAGUGGCAAAAUAUGUCAUUAGGAUGUAACGCUCAUUGACACAGGCUGGUAGCAAAGCUAGCCAAAGAUCAAGUGCUUUUUAAGUUGAUAGUGGUUGUUAGGUUGAAUGCUAACGCUCAUUGACACAGGCUGGUAGCAAAGCUAGCCAAAGAGCAAGUGAUUUUUAAGUUGUGAUAGUGGUUGUUAGCUUGAAUGCUAACGCUCAUUGACAUAGGCUGGUAGCAAAGCUAGCCAAAGAGCAAGUGCUUUUUAAGUUGAUAGUGGUUGUUAGCUUGAAUGCUAACGCUCAUUGACAUAGGCUGGUAGCAAAGCUAGCCAAAGAGCAAGUGCUUUUUAAGUUGUGAUAGUGGUUGUUAGCUUGAAUGCUAACGCUCAUUGACAUAGGCUGGUAGCAAAGCUAGCCAAAGAGCAAGUGCUUUUUAAGUUGUGAUAGUGGUUGUUAGCUUGAAUGCUAACGCUCAUUGACAUAGGCUGGUAGCAAAGCUAGCCAAAGAGCAAGUGCUUUUUAAGUUGUGAUAGUGGUUGUUAGCUUGAAUGCUAACGCUCAUUGACAUUGGUUAGCUUUUGCUACCAGCCUAAGAGCAAGUGUUGUUGUUUUUUAAGUAUAAAGGAAUUGAUUUGCGACGAUGAAACAAAUAUUAUACUAAGCAGGACUUUCAAAUGAACCUUACAAUUGUAAUUCAAAAGUAGUGUGAAAUGAACUCAUAAGCAACCUGGAAAUGGAGGCCAUUUUUGCUGGCAGCCUAUGAGAACUCCCCUGAGAUUUCCCCCCUGGGGAAUUAGUGAAUAGCAACGCAGAGGGCGGCAGGGUAGCCUAGUGGUUAGAGCUUUGGACUAGUAACCGGAAGGUUGCAAGUUCAAACCCCUGAGCUGACAUGGUACAAAUCUGUCGUUCUGCCCCUGAACAGGCAGUUAACCCACUGUUCCUAGGCCGUCAUUGAAAAUAAGAAUUUGUUCUUAACUGACUUGCCUAGUGAAAUAAAGGUUAAAAAAAAAAGAAAAAAAGAUCUUAAUGCUGCAAUUUUUGUAAUCACAAGAAAGGGCCUAUGUUGGAGGGGCCUAUAUUGGUGACCAAGAGUCGUGUUGGAGAAUAAUCAGAAUUAGUUGGUAACAUAGGUAAGAUGUUUUAUAUUCAUCAUAUGUUUGUAAGUUACUUCUCAUCAGAAUGUUAUUUUUGUAUAAUACUGUGGCGAGGUUGCAGUAUCUGUUUUCUGUCAAGACAAAGUUGCUUGGGCCGGAG